This is a messenger RNA of Acanthopagrus latus (yellowfin seabream), 2725 nucleotides long. RefSeq lists its product as uncharacterized. Lineage: Eukaryota; Metazoa; Chordata; Actinopteri; Spariformes; Sparidae. Bases 193 to 1203 code for a protein of 336 amino acids. The transcript has 3 exons. The record is from RefSeq and is a predicted model, not a curated record. Gene Ontology annotation, molecular function: GTP binding.
ACAAGUGGACUGGAAAGUAAAGAAAAGUGUUGAGUCACUUCAGGGUCCGCGCGCCUCUGCUUUAGCGGCCCCACAGCAGCCCUGAGUCCAGAGCAGCGGGGACAGACCGGGCUGAGUCAGCCCGCAGGAACCAGGAAGUCAACCCAUCCCUGGUUCAGCAGUAAACACGUACAGCAGCGAGCAGGAGCAGUCAUGUCAGCUUCACAACCAGAGCUGAGGCUGGUGGUGCUCGGCCGGACGGGGGCAGGGAAGGCGUCAGCGGUCUCCGCCAUCCUGGGCCUGCAGGACACCCAGCAGGGCCCAGAAGCCGCCGUCACCCAGGAGUGCAGCAAACACAGAGGAGAGGCUGCAGGCAGGCAGGUGGUGGUAGUCUCGAGUCCAGCCUGGUUCGACUCACACUGCGACCCAGCAGAAAGAAGAAGACACAUAUCUUCCUUUAUCUCCUUAUCCACUCCUGGUCCACAUGCCUUCCUGCUGUGUGUCCCUGUGAACCAGCCAGCUGAUGGAGAGGCCAAGGCGCUGGAUGUCCUGACGGAGCUGUUCGGCCCCUCCGCGGUCAGAACGCACACCAUCAUACUCUUCACCCACACCGAGGAGCUGGACGAGGACGAGAGGCUGGAGGAUUACCUCGUGGCCUGGCGGAAGGACCUCGGGGAGCUGGUGGAGAGAUGCGGCGACCGCUACCACACCCUGGAGACCUGCAGCGGAGGAGCGGCGGUGGGGAAACUUGUGGAGGAGCUGCUGGAGAAGGUGGAGCAGGCUGUGGCGGAGAGCGGGACGCAACACUUCAGCUGCCCUCUGUACCAGGAGGCCGAGGAGAGAGUGAGGGGAAGGCAGGUGGAGAUGGUGAGGCAGAGGAGAGGAAAGGAGGAGUCCCCACCGGAGGACGACGUGACAGAGGAGGAAAUGGAAGCAGCACGGGAGGAGGCGGAGAUGAGCGUCGAUGACCUGGAUGUGGAUGUGGAUAGGAUCUUCCCCUCCGCCGGCGUCUCUCCUUCCUCCGCCGCUCCCUCGUUUCUGUGGGUCUUGUGGGAGAAGCUGACGUGCUGGACCAAGUGGCUGCCCUCCUUUGUGAGAAGGGAGGCCCUGCUGGGAGCCCUGGUGGGCCUGUUUGUGGGAGGGCCAUUCGGAGGUAUGAUGGGGGCCACUGUGGGAUCGGUGGCUACUGAGGUGAAGAGAAGACACACACAGAAAACUAAAUGAGGGAUAGUCUGGUGUUUAUGCAUUAGGUUGCACUUUAAAGUCCUUCCACUGUAUUCAGCACACCCACCAGUGUAUUCCUGAGCUAUUAGCUUGCCAGCUAGCAAUUCCUGAAACAAUAUUUAUGUUUGACCACCAAGCACCAGUUUUCUACUUCUAGAUGUGCACCACUUUCUAGUGAAGCAAGCUGUAUGAACUGUAUUAUCUAAUGGCUUGUUAAUAAUUAAUAAAGCAUGCUUCAUAGAUCAGUAAUAAGUCUUUAUUAGAGCAACAGAUGGGUUGCCAGGUUUGAAAAUCCCUUUUGGCUGGUGUGUAAGUUCCUCUAGCUCUUUUCAGUUAGCUUAGUUAUUCAUCUUGACAGCUGAACUUAUUCGGAACAUGUUCUAAAUGCAAAUGAUUAAUCAAGUCGUGUUCUGCUACAGUGCUCCAUUAUGUCCGCAGAUGUCAACCUGCUAUUUUGGGUUUUUGGCCACUUGGGAGCAGCAGAAACAAGCUUUGUAAAACACCCCACUGACAUUACACCGUCCUUUAUGGUGAUAAUACAAACUUGUCAGUGAGCUGUCACCUUUUUUAACUGACCAUAGACGAGGGUUAGGGUCUUUUUUUUUUUUUUUUUUUUUUUGCUUUAAAGCUGCUGUCAGUGAUAUUUUUAUUACAAUAAUUGUUAAAUAGCUCUUUAUUCUGACAUUAAUCACUGUCAGUGUUGGGUCAGUGACCUUUGUCUCUCCUUAUACAGUAGAAGAGAAAAGAUAUUUUCUGCUAUCCCCGCCCACUUUAUCCAAUCAGGACAGAGAUCUCCACAGGGAGGCGCUCCUGUCUGCUUGUGAAAGUGCAGAGUUUGCUGCUGUGUCAUCUGCAUCAUAAAACACCAUCAGCGUUUCGAUCAGUUGCCUAUAAACCCUGCUUUACUAUGCAAAUUCAAGUUGUCUGUUUCCUCUUAUCUGGCCAUCUGAUUAACACGGGUCCAGAUUAACUCCCGGUUUUAGCUCUACACCAACCUGUGAGAGGGAACCAAUAGAAUAAAGUUGGGGGUCCGGAAAUAAACUAAAAAACAAAACAAUGGGCUGAAAAACACUAAACAAAGCUCCACAGAGCUGAGAGGAACUGCUGAAACAGGCAAUACUUGUGUGUGGGUUUGUCAUUAUUAGAAAGCUCUUUCACAUAAAAGUGGAGAGUUUAUCCACUGCUAAAAAUUAUCGAGUAACUAAAAACUAAAACUGUACACCAGCCAAAAAGACUCUUCAGAACAUGGCAACACACAAGUUGUCCUUAUAGGCGGGUUAUUAGAUCUGUAAGUACACAAUACAUUAUUUAUCAACCACUGAAAUCUUAUCAGUAUCAACCUUUCAAACCUAUUUUAGACUGUUUACAAAGUGGAAAAAAAACUUUUAUAAAGAGGUAAUACCAUGAAGCAUCCACAGGGGGGAGCCAUUGACCCUUACAUCAGAGUUUACACGUAUGAGCUGAAUUGAAAGAUAAUUAUUUACUGCCUCCCAAGCAAAUAAAAGCUGGUGUUUUAAGUACA